UGUCUAUGGGAGACACACCCCGUUAAGUAGACCAGAACUUACCAUAUUUUUAAAUUGUAAACGGCCUGAGUGAACUAUCUUUAUUUAUCCGCCAUCUCGCAAUGAUUCACUUCCUCUUUCGGCUCGAUUUCUUUCUCUUCUGUGAUCAUGGCUGCACUCAAACACCAGCCAUGUUUGCUCAUUUGAAACCCAAAGGUUAGCGAAUAUUGUACCUGUUUAUUAUUUACAUAGUCUGUACCUACUUCAACCAUAUUUGUUCAAUCGGAGGAUCAAAGGCAUCAGUGCCUUUGAAAUCCAAGGAUUACAAGAUGGAGGCAAACAACCAUUUCAACUAUGGCACCCACUCCUCUGUGUCUGCUAACUCAGGACUGAAACUCUCCACUGGGGAUUCUGUCUAUACUAACGGGUCCUCCAUGAGUUUCCCUCAGCAGGAGAAGAAUAUGAACGGCGAAAUGAAUGUGAAUGGCAUCACUACUGUAAUUGGGUCCAGUGUGCCUGGCUCCCACUCUCCAACAGCCCCAUACCCUCAUAUGAGCAACCACCACCACCACCAGAGUAGCAUGGGCUUCGACUACCUGUGGGGAGGACAGCCACAGUACAGCCCAGCCAUGAGCUUGUCUCCUGGGCAUGGCAUGCACCAGAAGCAGCCUCCCACUGGGGUGAUGCAGCAACAGAGCCAGCAGCAUUUCCAGGGUCACGGACAGUACCAACUGAACGGGGGCAUGCCUGGGUCCCGUCAGCCCCCCGUAGUGGCCACGCCAAACAUGACUCUUACAGGGGGCCAGUACUGGAACAGGGGUAACCCGGGGCAACAGCAGAGCAGUGCAGCCAUGGUAAUGGGAUAUAACUCACACAGCGUGUACGGGGCGUACCAGAGCCAGGUGCACCCUGGGAUUGCGCCCUCACAGCAUCACCAGCAACAGCCUCAACAGCCACCCCCUCACCAACAGACACAGCAACACCUCCACCCACACCAGCAGCAACAGCAACCUCAGCACUACAGCAUGGUGUCCAACGGGAUGCCCUACUACCAGCCCCAGCACCCACCUCUUCCCGCUCCACAACCCCAGUCUCAGGCUCAGAUGAUGCCCCCUACCUCCCAGAAUUUCACCCCUCCACGGGACAGCCCCCAGCACCACCAGAUGGGACGGGGGGUAACAGGCAGCCCCCUCCCCAUGGGGUUGUCCUCUGUCCCCAUGAUGUCACCCUCGACGAUGGCGGAUAGUGGAUCGCCCCUGAGCCAGACCAGGGAGAGGAGUCCCCAUGGUGGUUCUGUGGGGAUGCCUGCUGUCAUACAAGGGCGGAUGAGUGAAGCGUUUAAGGAUGUGGAUAAAGGCUACAACGGGAUGGAGAGAGCAUCUGUCUCCCAGCGACUGCCUAAAAGCGACAGCUACCCUCUCAAGCCCCCUGGACCUCCCAUGGGGCCCACCAGUGACUACUGCUUGCGUUCCGAGCAGCCAAUGGCCCAGAACCAUGAAAUGACAACCUUAGCAAGGGAGUCUGCACCUCCUGCAGUGUCUACGUCUCCUAUGGGUGCAUCAGGGCCUCAUGUUGUUUCAUCCUCCUCCGUUACUUCUACGCCUCCCCGAAACUCAGCGCCUCCCAUGUCCUCUGCUCCUUUUCCCCCUGUGCUUGGGCCUCCUCCCAGGCUGUCGUCGCCUCCUCUGAUGGUACAAGGCCUAAGACCUUCUCCAGUGUCUGUGUCCACACUUCCAUCAGUGGUAUCGCCUCCCUCCUCACUGUCUGCACCUCGUCCUAAGCCACCUGCACCUCCUCCUUUACUGGACAAAUCCUCUAGACCUCCAGCUGUGUCUGCUCCCCAUCCAGUUAGUGCUCCUCCCCUUGUGUCUGUGGCACAUCAGACUGCUCACACUACAUCUGCACCUCCUGCAAUGGUCUCUACUUCUACCAUGGUGUCUGCUCCCCUGCACUCCAUGUCUGCGCCUAUCUCUGCGCUUCAACAGAUGGUCCAAGGAUCCAGACCACCUCCUCUGACUUCUUCUCCCCCAGCUUUAUCUGGAGCACCUCAAGAAAAGUUUUGGACUCCAUCAAUGUCUGCAUCUGCGCCUUCCUCAGCGGUGUCUACUCCCUCGGUGGCAGUCACGGCACCUCCCUCAGCAGUGUCCAGGCCUCAUUCGGCAGUCAGUGCACUUUCUAUAUCAGUGUCCUCAUUUUCUCGAUCAGUGUCUACUCCUCCCCCAGCAGUGUCCUCCCUUCCAAAGGAGGUGUCUAUGCCUCCUCUAACAGUCCAAGGCCCUAGAGCUCUACCUUUGUCUGGACCUCCUCCUCUCACAUUCCAAACCUCCAGAGCUCCUCCAUUGUCUGAGCCACCUGCCUUGAUGUAUGUGCCUCCUGUGGUCCCCUCUGCGCCUCCCCCAUCCAUUCCUGCUCCUCCACAAGCCCCUAAACGGAUGGUUUCUCCAGAGCCAGAGGAGCGAGGCAUGGGGAAUAUGAAGUACAUGGGGAACAUGAAGGACCCCUCUGUAGAAGCGGACACAGUCAAAACAUCAUCAAAGAUUGAUUCCGCAGGGUCUCCGACUCAUCAAUCUGAAAAACACUCACACAAACCCCUCACUGUUAUUCUUGGGACGACACCGCACCCCAAGAACCAAGAGGACUCCUCUGGGGACAAAGUUUCUGCUGAGAAAAAGGACUCCACGCCCAUGAGAGGUGCAGACACUCCCCUGGAGAAGAGAAUGGAUGACACCUGUGAGACGGACGAGUCAACAGUUGAGGAGUCUUUGGACGAGUCCUUGCAGGCGGAGUCCACACGCCUCGACAGCACCAGGAUGGAAGACACCAGCCUCACUGAGGAGGAUGACAUCUGUAACAAGUCGUCACUUGACGACGCCUCUCGGUUUGACGACACUUCUAGACUUGACGAUACCUCUUGCACGGAUGACGACACUUCCCGCUUUGAUGUCAGCUCUCGAUUGGACGACAACUCUCGCGUAGAUGGUAACAAAUCUCUAUUUGACGAUACCUCUCGCAUGGAUGAUAGCGCUCGCAUGGAUGACACCUCUCUUGCGGAUGAAACAUCACAUGUUGGCGACACUACAAUGGGUAGCAACUUCUCCUCUGUGGAGGACUCUAGGGACUUGACUCUGGAUGAUACCCAGACAGAGAACUCUUCCUGGGCAGAGAAUACCAUGGACAGCUGCCUGAGCACCAGGGAAUCCAUGCUGGAGUCCUCUCAGAUGGAGGACUCCUGUGUUGACUCAUCCCAGAAUGACAUCUCCCGGUCAAGCUCAAAUGGCCCUGCCAAACCAACCCCAGCCUACAAAGGGUCUGAAGGUGACAGUGAGGCGGAGGGCUGGGAUAUACCAGACUACACCGGCACCACCAGCAUCAAGGCCAGUGCCGCUACCAUCAUGGCUCCACCUGUUAUCAUGGACAAAGGCAAGCACACAGCGGCGCUCAGUGCCCUGGUGGAAAGCCUGGUUGGAGCCCCGCUCCUGCCCGUAGCUGCCCCAGCCGUGCCCACCACCGGCCAAAAGACCAAAACACCAAGGAAACCCAGGAAGCCACGCACUCCAGCAGCCUCCAUUCCCGUUCCCCAGGCCCCUGGGAAAGCCCAACGGAAGUCUGCUGUUAAAACUCUGAAGGUGGAGAAGAUAAAGGUGGAGAGGAAGAAGAAACUUGAGAAAGGAGAGGUAGGAGAGAAAAAGGAAAAGGGACCACCUAGAACGAGAAAGAAGAAGACCCAACCAGUAGCAGUCACAGGAGAGGCUGAACGUUCUGCUGAAGGCCUACUUCCUGGUCAAAGUGGACCAGUCACUACCAUUGGUAAACCAUGUCUAACCAGUGGCGAGACCCCCCCCAUGGUCAAACCGAAGAAAGUUAGAGUCAAGAAAGUAAGUGUUCUGGAGCCGAAGCCACCCAAAAUAGCGAAAAUGGACAUUGACACUAAACCCAAUGAUCAUGACAAUAACGUCAACGACGGAGACGACAGUUCCACUGCGGGUGACACUGCUAGGAGGAGGAUAGCAACAGAGGAGCAGGUCCACUUCCCUCUGCUACACGGCUGGAGGAGGGAGAUCCGGGUCAAGAAGAAUGAGGACCGACUCAAGGGGGAGACCUGGUACUACAGCCCCUGUGGUAGGAGGAUGAAGCAGUUUCCUGAAGUCAUCAAGUAUCUGAACAGGCACCAGGACACUGCUGUGACCAGGGAACACUUCAGCUUCAGCCCCCGCAUGCCCGUAGGAGACUUCUAUGAGGAGAGGGACUCCGCUGAGGGAGUGAAAUGGUGCCUCCUGGCCAAUGAGGAGGUGCCCUCCAUGAUCAUGGCCAUCACGGGCCGACGUGGACGACCUCCGAACCCUGACAAAGAGAUGCCCCGGCCCCGAGCUCGUCAUACCAAGGGCGGGCCAGUCCGAAAGCCCGGGAGGCCGCCCAAACCCAAGAUGGUGGACCUGCUGAGCAAGGUGGACGCCAGAAUGCUGAAGAGGCUAGAGGCCAAGGAAGGUCUGACUGAGGAGGACAAGGAGAAACUUGUCAAAAUCAAGAAGAAAAUGAAGAGAAAGGCAAGGAUGAAAAGAAAGGAGGAUAACAAGAAUAAGAAGAUCCGACAGGAGAAAAAGCAAGCGAAGCUUGAUGAGACCAAGGAGGUGAAGGCUGAACCAGCUGGCCAGGAGGCCCCACAGCCGGUCCCACUACAGCCGCCAGCCCCAGAGCCCAAGAAGCGCGGCCCUAGGAAGAAGAAGGAUGAGGUGCCUCCACCGGUCGUGGAGACUGACCAGGAAAGGUUGGCCAAGGGGAAAAGGGUGCUGGGGGCCAGGAGUAAGGCCAAGGCCCUGGCUAAGGCCCAGGCAGAGGCGGAGGCUGCAGCCCAGGCAGCCCUGGCAGCUAAGAAGCAGGUGGAGAGGAGGGCCCAGGCCCAGAGAAGGCUGGAGGAGAGGAGGAGACAGCAGAUGAUCCUGGAGGAGCUGAAGAAGCCCACUGAGGACAUGUGUCUCACAGACCACCAGCCCCUCCCGGAGCUGUCUCGGAUCCCUGGCUUGGUUCUCUCUGGUGUGGCCUUCUCCCACUGCCUAGCUGUGGUGGAGUUCCUGUACAGCUAUGGCAAGGUGCUGGGCCUCCACAUCCCCAGGGAUGUGCCUAGCCUCAGCACCUUGCAGGAGGGCCUCCUGGGCCUGGGAGACAGUCAAAGCGAGGUCCAGGAUCUGCUCAUAAAGCUGGUUGAGGCCGCACUACACGACCCAGGCCUGCCACCCUACUACCAGUCAGUGAAGAUCCUAGGGGAGAAGCUGGUGGAUCUGGAGCUGACUCGCAACACAGUGUCCGAAGGCCUGAGGAUCUUCCUGGAGUCCCAUGGCUUUGACAUGGAGGUGUGCAACGUGCUGCGGACCAAGACCUUCCUCACCCUCAACCCCGACACCAAGGCUGCCAUCCUGGGCUUCCUGGUGGAGGAGCUCAACGGCAGCAACAUCGUCAUAAGUGAGAUUGACAACACACUGGAAAACAGGGCUACUUACAGGAAAAACAAGUGGAUCAUCGAGGGGAAAUUGCGCAAACUGAAGGCAGCUCUAGCACGGCGUACGGGGCGGUCUGAGGAGGAGCUGUAUCUAGAGGAGAGGAGGCGCAGUGCCAGGGUGGCAGAGGAGGAGAACCACAGUCUGGAAGAGAGCGGCCCCAUGGAGAGGGGCAGCCGCCGCCGCACACCCAAGGAGGAGCCCAAACUCAGUGAAACUGACAGCACCACCAACGCCAGCAUUCCAGAGUUGGAGAGGCAGAUCGAUAAGCUAACCAAGCGACAGGUGUUUUUCCGUAAGAAGCUGCUCCAGUCCUCCCACUCCCUGCGGGCGGUGUCUCUGGGCCAGGACCGGUUCCGCCGGAGAUACUGGCUCCUGCCCCACCUGGGAGGGGUGCUGGUGGAGGGGCCUGAAGAGAUCCUAGCAUCAGAAGAUAUCCUGGUGAAGGAGGUGCCCAUCACUCUUCUGAAGAGGGAACCCAAAGUGGAGGAGACGCCCACUACCACCCCUGCCCCCCUUCCCUCUCCCCCUCCCCAGUCCCAGACCUCCUCCCCCACUAAAGAGGACCCUCUCCCCGGCACCGCCUCUCUUAUGAGCAGCCCCAGGGCCCGGGGUCGCCCCCGCAAGAUCAAACCAGAGGUGGAGCUACACCUCCGCACCGCCAAGUGUCGCCGCCAUCGCCGUAGCAGCAAGUCCGGCGGGGAGGAGUCGGGGCCAGGCAUUUCCCCGGAGACCACCACCAAUGGAACACAAGACCUCACUCUGUCUGCUUACAAUAACUGCCUCAGCCAAUCGCAGGGCGCCUUAACCAAUGGGACGGUGAAAGCAACAGGGAUGGCACCUAAUGGCAGCCUACCAGAGGACAGCGUGAAAGAAAUGGCGGAGAAACAGGGGCAGUGGUUCAACCUGCUGCCCAAACAGCCUUGUGACAAAACCUCUCUGACAGAACCUCAGACCCCCCCCAGCAAGCCGCCCAAACGCCUCCCUCUGACCCCAAGCACCCUGCCCGCCCUCGCUGCUCCACUGCUGCAGUCUGUACCAGCCCCCUUGGAUCCCACACCCCAGGUGACCACCACCCCCAUCCCAGCCAAACCGGGGCGCAGGCGGAGGAGGGGCAGCAGUCCCGCCCGCAGGGUUGGAGCUAGAGGGGCUGCAGCUAAGCGUCGUGGCCGCCCUUCUUCCACACUCUUCCAGGAGAUAGAGCAACAGUACUUCACUCAGCUCGUGGUCAAGCCCAUUCCAGCAUCAAUGGUGCGUGGCUGGUGGUGGAUAAAAGAGCCUGAGGACAUGACGGCCACCCUGCAGGCCCUGCACCCACGAGGCAUCCGGGAGAAGGUGCUCCACAAACACCUGGCCAAACACAUGGAGUAUCUGGCUGAGGUCUGCACACGGCCCAUCAACGACCCUAUAUUCCAGGUGAAGGUGAAGGAGGGAGAGGCCCUGCUGGAGGCCCUGCAGCAGCCGUGGCAGGUCCAGGAGCGGGCCCUGGAGACAGACGUCGGAGCCCUCCGCUGGGUGGAGGACCUGGAGCAGAGGGUCAUCGCCGCCGACCUGCACCUCAAGAUGGCUCCUCAGAGUGGAAGGAGCGACACUGACAAUAACACGGAAACGGCAGCCGCAGGAUUCCAGCCCUACACGGUUCCAGAGGUGGACUCCACGCGUGACGACCUGCAGUACUACGAGCAUGACGUGGACCCCCGGGACGACUGGAUCGUGCGGACCAAGAAGGAGUGGUCAGACCUGCCCCGCGUGGCCAGCCACCCGCUGGACCUGGCCGUCCUGCGCCUGGCCAACCUGGAGAGGAACAUCGACCGGCGCUACCUGAAGGAGCCCCUCUGGAACCUGGCCGAGGUGGUGCGUCUCGCCCCCCUCACCCCCGAGGAGAGCCAGAUGGGUCAGAUGGACGUCAUGAGUCUGGAGAGUGAGAUCACCCCCAGGUUGCGGACGUGGCGUCAGGCCCUGGACCGCUGUCGGAGCGCCCCCCAGCUGUGUCUGUGUCUGCUGCAGCUGGAGAAGGCCAUCGCCUGGGAGAGAUCUGUGGUCAAAGUGACGUGUCAGGUGUGCAGGAAGGGGGAUAAUGAUGAGUACCUGCUGCUGUGUGACUGCUGUGACCGCGGCUGCCACAUGUACUGCCUGAGGCCAAAGGUCACCCAGGUGCCAGAGGGGGACUGGUUCUGCCCCACCUGCGUCUCCAAGGCGAGUGACGGUGAGUCACCACGUAGCAACCAUCGCUCCUCCAAGCAGAGGACACGGGUGAAGAAGAGGAGGUACGAAGACGACAGUUCUGACGAGGAGACGGUGCCCAGCAGACGCAGCGGUGGUGGUGCUAGCAUGGCAACACGGCAUAAGGACGGCGGCCCUGCCUCGUCCUCCUCAUCCUCCCGCUACUCGGGAGAUGGAGGAGGCACAGCAGGCUUCUCACCCGCCAAGCGCCGCCGCAUGACCACCCGCAACCAGCCCGACCUCACCUACUGCGAAAUCAUCCUGAUGGAGAUGGAGUCUCACGCUGACGCCUGGCCCUUCCUGGAGCCCGUCAACCCCCGCGUGGUGCCCGGCUACCGACGCAUCAUUAAGAACCCCAUGGACUUCCUCACCAUGAGGGAGAGGCUGCUGCAGGGAGGGUACUGCAGCUGUGAGGAGUUUGCAGCGGACGCACAUAUGGUGUUCAACAACUGCGAGCAGUUCAAUGAGGACACGUCCGAGGUGGGCAUGGCCGGACACUCCAUGAAGCGCUUCUUCGAGAACCGCUGGGCUGAGUUCUACGAGAGCAAGGACCAAUAAGAGUCCAGGACACUUGUGCUGGGGGCGGGGCCAACCAAGGACAGCGCCCUAACCCUGAUGCUUACGCUCCCCGUUACUACUAAGACUGUCUGGGCCAGAGUAUCCUCCGACUCACUGUAUACAUCUAUGUAUAGAUUUGGAUACAGUGGGGAAAAAAAGUAUUUAGUCAGCCACCAAUUGUGCAAGUUCUCCCACUUAA
Molecule: messenger RNA, 8451 nt
Organism: Coregonus clupeaformis (lake whitefish)
Lineage: Eukaryota; Metazoa; Chordata; Actinopteri; Salmoniformes; Salmonidae
Product: bromodomain adjacent to zinc finger domain protein 2A-like
Exons: 29
Coding region: 309-8252 (2647 amino acids)
Cellular component (GO): rDNA heterochromatin
Molecular function (GO): DNA binding; protein binding
Source: RefSeq, a predicted model, not a curated record